CGUUCGUCCAUGUUGCGAUCUGGUUGAGAGUGGUGGUCAUGGUAGGCGGCAUCCGAUCGGUCGUUCUGAACCAAGGCCUAUUAAUAACACAAUUGCUGUGGUUGCAAACGUUCCUCGGGCAUGGCGGGGAGCAAAGCAUACUGUGUACUGUGUACGGUGUACUCUUGUAGGACGGAGCAUGGGCCAGAGCUUGGAGAAGCUUGCCGCAGCUUAACGCUGCAUGUGGCGUUGGUAGGCGUGCUCAUUAUAGGCUAUCCUCGGGCGAGUCUGGAAUUGUUGAAGUGCAUAAAGAUGGUGUAACGGAUAUGGAUGCGCCGCUCGAGCAAAACGUCUGCGGGCAAAGUGUGUUGUACCGCAAGCGGUCGGCGAUAGCCAUCUCGAAGCCUGAGUAUGGCUGCGGCAUAUACUUUACUUUGUUGGGUUGGGGCCCGUCCUGUCUGUCCAGUCUGCAGUGUGCCGGUUCUCCAAACCCUAAGUGCGCGGACUGCACGUUGCUGGAAAUGAGGCACACGCGAGGCCUGCUUCGGGCCGUUAUCCACGCAGAUCGGCGAUGGAUACGGGAUCGAGGGAGGGGAGCUGGCGAUGGAUGGGGGAAAGGGACCUCAGACAUGCGUGCGCCGACCCAUAUUGAAUCCAUCACCGCAGCGUUGUCCAGGAACGGCUCAGCUCCGGGGUCGGCGGGAACUCGAGGGACUACCAGAGUACUCGGUAGAUACCGUGAGUCUCCAUUCGUCUCAGGCUCUCUCAGCGGAGUGCGACCCUCUAUCGUGGAACUUUUUGUUGGAAGUCGAGUCGAGCGGUCUGUCCUGUCAACUGCAAUGUUGGCCAUGGGGGGCCCGAGUGUUGGGGUUUGCGCACGGGCCACAUCUCCAUCGCCCAGCUCCCCCCACACACCAGCCAGACGCUGAACGGUAACAACAUCCACAUCCAGUCCAACCACCACCACCAGACUCACCCUGACUCACCCUACACCGGUUUUCUUUCUCCCGCAAGGGCCGGGCCGGGUCUCGCUCCACCAUCUCACCUUCUCUCGCUCCUCGCAUCCACAUACGCCAUACAGUCCA
Messenger RNA from Westerdykella ornata, 1064 nucleotides. RefSeq lists its product as uncharacterized. Bases 306 to 908 code for a protein of 200 amino acids. The transcript has a single exon. NCBI's taxonomy places the organism in Eukaryota, Fungi, Ascomycota, Dothideomycetes, Pleosporales, Sporormiaceae. The record is from RefSeq and is a predicted model, not a curated record.